GCUUUCCAUAACCAUUUAUAUUUCGUGUCAACAAAGAAAAAGACGAAGCAUUGUUUACUCGUCUAUUUCCAAAUGGCAACCAGAUUGGCAAUUAGCCGACUCGGAAUUACUCGCUCCAUGGAGUCAACUCGCGGAGCAACUCGCUACUUCAGCGACGGCAAGGGCCGUGUCUUGAGCGAAGAGGAACGUGCUGCUGAGAACGUCUACAUCCAGAAAAUGGAGAGGGAGAGGUUGGAAAAGCUGAAACAGAAGGCUGAGAAAGAGAAGGCAGCCAAAGAGAAGGAGAGUGCUGAAAAGCCAUUUUACUAAAUAUGGGGAAAAGUUCAGCUCUAGGUGAUUAAAUUUUGCGAUUCAGCUCCGUGGUUUGGCACUUCAGUUCUGUUGCUUAACUGUUUUCUCUUUCAACAGAAAACUGAAGAUAAGCCAUAAGUGUUGAAUUCAUCAUCUACACUUGGCAAGGACCAUCUUGAUGUGGAAACAAUCAUUCAGAAAUAAAUGUGACUUCAAGUCUUGUGAAAUAUGAUCUUGUAUAGUGUUGAUCUUGCUAAUGUCUCAGGAACUGUGAUAAACAUAACCUUUUUGUAUGCGGUUGUUUUUCUUCUAAACUGAUGUUUCUCUAAUCGUUUAAUCAUCUGAGACUCAUAGUUCAUGCUUGCACCUUUUGCA
Messenger RNA from Jatropha curcas, 666 nucleotides. Its product is annotated as F1F0-ATPase inhibitor protein. Gene Ontology annotation, biological process: negative regulation of ATP-dependent activity. NCBI's taxonomy places the organism in Eukaryota, Viridiplantae, Streptophyta, Magnoliopsida, Malpighiales, Euphorbiaceae. Gene Ontology annotation, molecular function: ATPase inhibitor activity. The record is from RefSeq and is a predicted model, not a curated record. Gene Ontology annotation, cellular component: respiratory chain complex I; mitochondrion.